AUGAGCAUCCCGCUCAUAUCUGCCGCAGUGGAAAGACGUCAAGAGGAGGUACCUGCAUGGACCUCGGAAACCGAUCGCGACGUCGAACAGCAGAUCUCAAUGUUUUCGUCCUCAGAGUCCCAAACUUCCGUUCCUGUGGUCGCUGGCUCUCAAGGAUUCUCUCCAUCCACUCCAAUCAAGCAAGAACAGAGUUCCGACGAUCAGUUGCAGUUUGUUGAAAGCCUACCUUCCAGCUACAAUCCGUUUGACUUUACUCGUGCAACGGCAGCAUCCAGCCAAAGUACCUCUUCAGCAACGGGCUCCUUCGCAUCGACAUCCGUACAGCAAAUGGCAGUGUCUUCUUCGACGGAUGCCUUGGAAGAAAGUCUUUUCGGAGCAACAGCAGCAGCCGCCGCCGCGCGUCGACGAAGGUCAUCCAUCAAGCUUCUGCCUUUUGAUCACUCGCAAGGAUUCAGCUCGCUUCGGCUAACCCCCGGACUUCCACACAUGUGGCCAGCAUCAGAUCCGCCUAGUCCUGAAGACUCCCACAUUCACAGCAUUGCCAACAGCUCAUCAACGCCAACGGCAAUUCUCUCUUCGCCAAGCGCCCCGGCAAGACGAGAGCAUCUCAUCCAAUCGCCGCCGUUUCCCCACGGGCAUACUGGAAAACUACCUCAUGGCGUAAUCAGGAGACACACGGAGCCAUUGCGCAUUGUAACGCCGCCUACCCACACAGGCCCUGGUAGUGUUGAUCCUAUGCUAAUCAAUCAACCACGAUCGGCCCCAAUCGGUAAUCUGCCCAUCGUCCGGAAGCGCACCCGAGGACAAUCGUUUGAUAUCCCUUACGAAUGGAAUCCGCGACGUCGACGCUCCGUUGAUGCCUUUUUGGACGGGUAUUCGUUGUACUCGGCCAUGUCCCCGUCGGAUCCUCUUCAGUCUCUUCACAUGCACACACCUGCGUCCAUGAACGUGACGAAUGUUGUGGAUGUUACUCCCGAAGAUUUCGACCAUGACUUUGUUGUACCCUCAGAUGCAGCAAAUAUGAAAUUUCAAGAAGCCGUCUCCAUCAAGGGUGAGGAACAUCUUGUGCCUGAUUACAAUGGCAGACUAACAAUGGGCCGACUGUGCCAACUAGUUGGCGAAUAUCUACAGGAUCCAUCCCAUGAAUGCACGAUCAUUGUUACGCAAUCAACAGCAGCACAAAAAUCCUAUGGUGAGGAAAAGAGGUUCUUUACGUCUCCAAUAUGCCGAUUGUUAGGAGGCGGUUGGGAUUUACCAAAACUCCAAGAGGCAUACGCAAAUUCACCUGAUGCUUUAGCGGACUCUAAAGUUGGCGGAAAGAAUCUACAGAUUCGCAUUUCGACAAUGCCAAAUUUCCAUACAGAACAGCAGCCCUCACGAGUUCCAAGCAAAACGGAAAAUUCAUGUACCACGAGGGCUACACCCUCCGACUCUGAAUACGAGGACGAUGAAGUCCAUCUUCCGGGUGCACUGGACAAAGCUCAAGGAAUUUUGGGAAAUGUAAAGUACAUGCAGGAGCGUAUCGAUCUUUUGAGCCGCACCAGUUCGCUACGGGAUAGACCGGAUGCUCGAUCGCACAAGACAGUUGCUGCGGCAGUUUUCCAGAAACUGCAUGUAGGUGUUAACGAAUCUAGGAAGCGAGUUCCUCUCUUUUUCCAGAUUCAAUGUCCUGCAGGUCCUCUACUGUACGAAUCAAAACCAUUUACAAAAAUAUCAAAACCUUCAAAGAAGAGACAAACUUCUAAAGCUCAGUUACUCAUCAUGUCGGGAUCGACCAUCGCCAUAUUCAAUCGCACGAAAUCCCAAACGGGCAACACACGCUUCUUGGGCGUGGACGCUGACAAUAUGACUCUGGUACCAUGCAGCGGCAUGUGGGAUAAUUGGGUUAUCUUUGCUGUUGACGAUCCGCGCUUUGAUCCAUAUGUUGCACCAGGCUUGUCACCGAUGCUCUCAGCUCCUAAUCGAGGUACUUAUCUUGACAUUGUCGCUAUUGGGGAACCGCAAGAAGAUCUGGUGUGGACUCGCCCCAAAUUUCGAAGUGGCGGCGACUUGAAUGACGGAUCGGUGGAUAUGGAUGCCUACGAUGAUGGUCUUGGGUUCGGGUCGCAAGUAUUCAUGACGCCUCCAACGACUCCGUUAAAUGUCAAGCGUAAACUAGCACGGAAUGCGCCCGUGGCAUCGGGACAGGAUGAAAAGCCACCCUGUGCCCGCCCUAUUCAUUAUGGCGAUACGGUUGUCUUGCAGAAUUGUUCGACGGGACUGGUUACUCGACCGUUGAUUGUCCGAAAGAUUGAGAACAGGACAAAUGCUGUUAUUGAUGCCAAAGUGGAUGCAGUGGAGAAGCAAGGAACCGCGCCUCAGGAACCAUCUCGACGGGGCGACCCCAUCUCCCCACUUCACAAAGUUGCCUUUCAACUUGCAGGACACGCGGGCCAAUUCCUCUCUCUCUCCUCUCGAUACGGUCACAUUGUAGUAGACCUUCAUCACACGAAACUCAGUUCAGGGAGCUCUGCUAGGAGGAACCGUGGACGCCGUCACGGAAACGAUAAUGAAAGUGAUCCUGAUCGGGAGCAUGUGCAAAAUGCCGCCGCACUAAGGAGGAGAAAGGGAAAGGGAAAGGGGCAGUCUCCGGUGCCUUCGAACGAUGUCGGCGAGACCUGCAUUUGGACUGUUGUGGGAACGGAUCAAAUCGAAUGCACAUUCCACAUCCCAACACUAACACCCAGCGAAAUCGACACACUCGAUCCUGCAUCGCUUCCCUGCUCCGACUGUGACAGCGAUAUCUUUAGCUCCUCUGACGAUGAGGACCCCCAUGGAUCACCGACACCCCGGGAACCCCUUCGGACUCGCUUCCCUCUCAUGCGAGUCCACCCCAUACCAACCACAAAGUUCAUCACGAGGUUCAACCCCGGUGUCAUCGCCUUGACUGGCACAAACUUUCAACCAAACCUAUGGGUCUUUUUCGGUACCCAUCCGUCAACCAAAACUCAGGUUGAAACCAGUGAACUGCUACUCGCUAGUCUUCCCGGGCAUAACGCAGACGUGGAUGUUUCGCUUGACGGUUGCGUUAAGCAAGAGCAAAAGAGUAUCUACUUUUCGUCAACGACAGAAACAUCUUACCCCACCUCCCCUGUCUCCACGCCCCAAAUUGUCCCCAUUUUACUCGUCCGAGAUGAUGGGGUCAUCUAUCGAACAGGUCAUUAUUAUCGGCUGGAAUGACGGUUACUAACGCA
Messenger RNA from Spizellomyces punctatus DAOM BR117, 3233 nucleotides. RefSeq lists its product as uncharacterized. Gene Ontology annotation, molecular function: DNA-binding transcription activator activity, RNA polymerase II-specific; RNA polymerase II cis-regulatory region sequence-specific DNA binding. Gene Ontology annotation, cellular component: nucleus. Gene Ontology annotation, biological process: regulation of transcription by RNA polymerase II. The coding region runs from base 1 to 3219 and encodes 1072 amino acids. NCBI's taxonomy places the organism in Eukaryota, Fungi, Chytridiomycota, Chytridiomycetes, Spizellomycetales, Spizellomycetaceae. The transcript is spliced from 7 exons. The record is from RefSeq and is a predicted model, not a curated record.